AUGGCAUGCCACCCUGUUGAAAUUGUUGUUCAUUGGACGAAGCAAGAUAUGGCACAAUCAAGUGAAUCUGGGUCAUGUUCUUCUUCGGAGCAAAAUAGGAACCACAAUGAGUGGUCACCUUCCCUUAAUUUGCUUGAGGAACGGAAUGAAGGAAAUCACCAGUUACGUUUGGGUCUGCUUAAGGCUGCACUAGCAGGAAAUAUAGAGGAAGCUAAACGUCUGAUUAAUGAUAAUUCUUCAAUGAGGCUAACAAGUGCCGCUAUCACAGAGGGACAAGAAACAAUUUUUCAUGUAGCAGCAGGUGCAAAACAAACUGACUUUGUGGAGAAGAUGAUUGAUUUGAUGACAGAUAAUGACCUCAGGCUGCAAAACGAAAAAGGCAACACUGCCUUCUGUUUUGCUGUUAUGGCUGGGAGUGAAUCAGUUGCUGGGAAAAUGUUGGAAAAGGAUCCUACCCUGCUGGGAAUCCGUGGUGGGAAACAAAUGACUCCACUGUAUUUAGCUGCAUUGUUUGGAGAAAGGGAAAUGGCGUUAUCUUUAUACCGUCGACAUUAUAAAAAUAAUGGUAUAUUGACUGGGUUGGACAAAAAACAAAUAUUUUUUGUAAGCAUUGAUACAACAUUGUACGAUCUUGCGUUGGAAUUGCUAAACCAUGAUAAUGAAAAUGAACUAGCUACAAAUUCUUACAUGCAUGGCGAGUGUCCUUUAACACCCUUGCAUAGGCUGGCUUUGACGCCCUUGCAUCUGUUGGACCGAAGUAGCAAAAGUGACUUAUUAAAUCAAGCUCGAAAGUUGGUUCAACUUCUUUGGACGAAAAUAUUGGAAAAAGAGGGCAACCAAGUCGGGAGUUACUUUAAUGAUCACAGAGAUUUAUUGUUCGAUGCAGCUCACUUAGGGAACUUCAUAUUCUUAGCUGAACUCAUCAGCAUUUAUCCUGAUCUGGUUCAUCAAAAGGAUGAUCAUCAACGCACCAUCUUUCACAUUGCAAUCAUGCAUCGUUAUGACGAUUUAUUCAAAUUAAUUCAUAACAUAGGCUUUAAUAAACAGUUGUUAGCAUCUUAUUUAGAUAAGGAUAACAAUAGCUUACUGCAUCUAGCUGCAAAAUACCCAAAUCCAAAACCAGUCAAUAUAGUGCCAGGUGCAGCUCUAGAAAUGCAACGAGAGUUGCAAAUCUUCAAGGAUGUUGAAAUGCUUGUAAUGCCUUCAUUUAGAGAGUUAAAGAACAAAAAUGGCAAAACACCACGCGAGUUGUUCACUAGUACUCAUGAAGAUUUACUUAAAAAUGGAGAAAAGUGGAUGAGAGACACAGCUAGCCAAUGCAUACUUGUUGCAACAAUCAUCGCUACUAUAGCUUUUCCAGCAGCUUUCAAUGUACCCGGAGGUAACAAUUCUAAUGAUGGCAUACCUAUUCAUCGAAGAAAUGUUGUGUAUCGUUUUUUUGUCAUGGCAGAUGCGAUUGCGUUAUCUUCUUCUUCGAUUUCAAUACUAAUGUUCUUGUCUAUCCUUACGUCCCGAUAUGCAGAAAAUGAUUUUUAUAGAUCAUUACCACUUAAGUUGGUGGUUGGAGUCUUGACGUUGUUCAUAUCUAUAGCAGCCAUGAUGCUAGCUUUCAUUCCAAGCAUUUUCAUGGCUUAUGAUCACCAUAGAUCAAAUGUAAUCCCUAUUCUUGCUACUAUAUUUGUAAAUUUUCCUGUGUUUAUAUUUGGUUUGUCACAAUAUGGCCUUUUAAGAGAUGUAUUAUACCACUCAUUUGUCCAUUCAAGAUGA
Messenger RNA from Mangifera indica (mango), 1767 nucleotides. Its product is annotated as ankyrin repeat-containing protein ITN1-like. NCBI's taxonomy places the organism in Eukaryota, Viridiplantae, Streptophyta, Magnoliopsida, Sapindales, Anacardiaceae. Gene Ontology annotation, molecular function: protein binding. Bases 1 to 1767 code for a protein of 588 amino acids. The record is from RefSeq and is a predicted model, not a curated record. The transcript has 4 exons.